AUGGCAAAAUUACCUGAGAAAAAAUCAACGAAACAAUUAUCUGGUGUCAUCGAGCGCACAGCUAUUAACCCAACUGGACGUCUUGGCUCUCUCUAUGAUGGUAUUCGAGAUAUUCUAAUUGGUGAAAUCGACGCAAAAUGUCGAUAUCAAUGGGUACAGUCAUUUGAACUAAGUAAAUUCGAACUUAUAAAAGGUACUGUGGAUUUGAAUUUCAAUCUUCUUAAAUGCAUUGGUAUCCAAUCAGAAAUUCGAUUAAGUUUAUUGUUAAACACAAGGAAACGAUCUGGUAUAGCAGAUGUUCUUAAUUACCCUCAUCGUGAAAAAAAAGAACAUUCGAUCACAAAUUUAAAGCAACAAAAUUUUGAUUAUAUGAAUGAAGCUGAAUAUAAUAUCGAUCAAAACAAUCGUUUGAAGACGGUCGAGCAUAAAUUGUUAGAAAGUGAUCAACAUAAGUUGUUUCUCUGUUCCAAUGAUACAUUAAACAAGAACAAUUCUUCAAACUUGGCUGGCUUGAGAAAAAUAUCUAAAAAACGCCAAAGUAAUCCAUCGUUAAACCUUACUUCUGUUGAUAUUUCUAAUUAUUCGUUUCAACAUGAUGAAAUAAUAGCAUUACCAUCAAAUAAUAUUGAUUAUAGUAAAACCCAUAUAAACCAGAAUAUCUCCUCAUUAGAUAAUAUAUCUCAGAGUCCUUCAAUAGUGCCAUUAUCUGCAUCAUCGUUAGUAUCAAAUGAUGGAACUAUUAAUAUUCUUCUUCUUGGUGAAACUGGUGUUGGUAAAUCAACCUUUAUCAAUGCAUUUGCCAAUUAUCUUUUAUUUCAAUCAUUAGAACAAGCCGAAUCAAAUGAACUAAUUGUUGUUAUUCCUGUAUCAUUUAUAAUGACGACUGGUGAGAAUUUUGAAGAACGUACAGUCAAAUUUGGCGAAAUUGAUAAUUUUAAUAAUGAAAAUUUUAACACUGUUGGCCAAUCAGUGACACAACAUUGUAAAUCUUAUGCGUUUGAUCUCAAGCGUAGUAAUGAUAAGAAUAGGAGAAGAAAAUUGCGCAUCAUUGAUACGCCUGAUUUUGGCGAUACACGAGGUGUGGAUCAAGAUAAACAGAACAUAGAACAUAUUUUACAAUAUAUCAAUAACCUUACACAUUUACAUGCUAUUUGUUUUCUUCUCAAACCAAAUGCAUCAAGAUUGAAUGUCUUUUUCCGCACAUGUUUUAUGCAACUGUUUUCUUUUCUUGCCCCAACAGCUCAAAGAAAUAUUAUUUUUUGUUUCACUAAUGCUCGAUCAACUUUUUAUACACCUGGAAAUACAGCUCCAUUACUCAAAAGAAUGCUGGCAUCAUUGUCGACGAAUGAUAUAAGUUUUAAAAAAGAGAAUACAUUUUGUUUCGAUAGUAAAUCAUUUCAAUAUUUGGUUGCUUUAUGA
Messenger RNA from Rotaria sp. Silwood2, 1419 nucleotides. The record is from the annotation of a GenBank genome assembly. Lineage: Eukaryota; Metazoa; Rotifera; Eurotatoria; Philodinida; Philodinidae.